This is a messenger RNA of Trachymyrmex cornetzi, 703 nucleotides long. Its product is annotated as translocon-associated protein subunit gamma. Gene Ontology annotation, biological process: SRP-dependent cotranslational protein targeting to membrane. The transcript is spliced from 4 exons. The record is from RefSeq and is a predicted model, not a curated record. Gene Ontology annotation, cellular component: membrane; endoplasmic reticulum. The coding region runs from base 83 to 631 and encodes 182 amino acids. NCBI's taxonomy places the organism in Eukaryota, Metazoa, Arthropoda, Insecta, Hymenoptera, Formicidae.
UUCCGUCAUCUCCAUCGUCCGUCAAGUGACAAUCCUCGUGAACAAUUGUCCACCCGGUUACAUCGUCUAGCUGUUAUUGAAAAUGUCGGGAAAGUCUAAAGCAUUUACCAAAGAGGAGGAGCUACUGUUACAAGACUUCUCCAGGAAUGUGUCGACAAAAUCCUCGGCGUUGUUCUAUGGCAAUGCUUUCAUCGUAUCGGCGAUACCCAUUUGGUUGUUUUGGAGAAUACAUUUGAUCGAUUUAUACUCUAACCUGAUCUCUUUUGUAUUGGUUACAUUGGCGAGUACAUACGCCCUUGCCCUAGCAUAUAAAAAUACAAAAUUCAUUCUUAAACACAAGAUUGCAGUAAAAAGGGAAGAUGCUGUAACUAAAGAAAUAAGCCGUAAACUCGCAGAAGACAAGAAGAUGAGCAAAAAAGAAAAGGACGAAAGGAUCUUAUGGAAGAAGAAUGAAGUGGCAGAUUAUGAAGCAACAACAUUCUCAAUUUUCUACAAUAAUGCCCUUUUCCUGGCAUUCGUCAUCGUAUCUUCGUUUUACAUUUUAAAAACAUUCACACCUGCAGUAAACUAUAUACUUUCUGUAGGCGUUACUAGCGCAUUCCUAGCAUUAUUUUCAACAGGAUCUCAAUAAUAUAUGCUAUGAACCCAUGUAUUCUGCUAAUUUCAUAAGAAACCUCCAUCAGUUCGAUUUACCUUUUGAUAU